AUGUACAAUUUGACGCAUCUGCAUCUGCAAUGGAACAAAAUAACAAAACUCGAAGGCUUGGACAAACUGACGAAGCUCAAGAAAUUAUAUCUUAAUAACAAUUGUAUCAGUGUCGUAGAAAAUCUGACGAUGUUGAAAUAUUUGGAGGAGUUGCACAUUGAGAAACAGAACUUAGAGGGAACGGACGCAUUAUGUUUUGAUCCACGGACUGUUUUAUCUAUUGGCGCGACUCUAAGAGUUUUGAAUAUAUCGGAGAACAAGUUGACGGAUAUCACAUGGAUAAAGCCUUUACGUCGCUUGGAAGUCCUUAUUGCCGCGAAGAACAAGUUGGACGAUGUACAGGCCGUAGCUGACGAACUCUGUACUCUGGUCUGUUUGGUGGACGUUAAUUUUACUGACAACCCUAUGACGAAGAAACAUAGAUACAAAGAAAUAAUAAUCGCAAGAUGUUCACAAUUACGUGUCCUCGAUACAGUUCCGAUACACAACACCUCGAGGGUAUUCCUGCAAGGCUUCGACAAGGCGGUACGACUUCGCCAAAUGAAUGAGCGUCACAAAUUGAGCAUGUCUAAACAGGGCAUCGAGGACUUUUUCGAACUGAACAUGGGCGGACCUAUGACGCGAAGUGCAAUAUCUAUUGGGGAGCAAACGAAACCACACUCCAAAUUUACAAUCAUAGAUUCAACGUACGGUUUUAUACCGCGGUCUUUCCAAGCAAAAACUACAGCGAUCCGGGAAAACACCAUCUCAAAGCCAGAAGCGUCGGCUAAUGUCUAUCAAUCGCAGCAACAUCUUGCUUCUGGGGCGCCUGUAAAAGGAAUCUUGAAGAAACCAAUGCCCAUGAAAUAUAUA
Messenger RNA from Iphiclides podalirius (scarce swallowtail), 852 nucleotides. Lineage: Eukaryota; Metazoa; Arthropoda; Insecta; Lepidoptera; Papilionidae. The record is from the annotation of a GenBank genome assembly.